AGUUGGGAAAGACUAUGAAAUCAUAGCAAUGAUUAAUGAUAAUAUAAUAGAUAUACAUAUUAUGAAUAUUAUGAAACCAAAGACGAAAAAGAUUCACGACUCGAAAAGUUUGUAUAUUAUACAGUUCUAAAAACCUAUAAAGCUUUUUAUAUUUUAACAUUUUUAGUAACAGUUUUUAUGCUGAUUGAUAAUACAAAUGGAUCAAUAAAAUGGAGUCAUUGGGUAUAAAAAAUUAUACGUUUUAUUUGGAACACACAGAAUUAUUUUUAAUAUAAGAUUGUUGAAAUUUUACUCAGUUAAAACAUAAAACAUGCCUUCCUCGGGUAGAUCAAGUCGCUACCAGCGUGUAAGCUACCGUGGAUAUAAUGACGAUAUAAGUGGUACUAGUUCAUCACAAAUGCCAGUUUUUGAAGAAUUAAAUGAUUAUAAUCAUGAUGAACAUGAGGUAGAACUUGAACGUAUUCAUCCAGAUCAGACAGAUGAUGAUGACCAUGUGGACAUAAAUGUAAAAUAUGACGACUUUGAUACAAUAGAUUGGACUAGAGACAGACAGCAAGAUCAGGUUCGGAUUCGAAGAAUGAAAGAAUUAAAAAGGGGGUCAUUUUUUGAAAGAAUAGCGGAGGCCCAUGAUGCAUGGUCUGGGUGGCUUGUUGUGUUACUAGUUGGAAUAAGUUGUGGAUUGUUUGCUGGGGUUAUUGAUAUUGGGGCAGACUGGAUGUUUGAUUUAAAGGAAGGUGUCUGUGCAAGUCAAGUUUGGCUCAAUAAGGAAUCAUGUUGUUGGGCUGAUAAUUCAUCGUUCAAUACCCAUGAUGAUGGGUGUUCACAGUGGAAAACAUGGUCAGAAGUGUUUGAAGCGAGCAGUAAAACUAGUUCAUAUGCUUCAAAUUACUUUAUGUUCACUUUUUCUGGAAUAUUGUUUGCCUUAAUUUGUGUCACUUUGGUUCAUACAUUUGCACCAUAUGCUUGUGGUAGUGGAAUCCCAGAGAUUAAGACCAUGCUUGGUGGUUUUAUAAUUCAUGGUUAUUUUGGAUUAUGGACUCUGGUAGUAAAAUCUCUUGGUAUGAUGCUGGCUGUUGCUGCUGGGUUAAGUCUUGGUAAGGAAGGUCCACUGGUACAUGUUGCUUGUUGUUGUGGAAAUGUCUUUGCAAAGCUCUUUCCUAAGUAUCGCAAGAAUGAGGCAAAAAAGCGAGAGGUUUUGUCUGCAGCAUCAGCAGCAGGAGUUUCAGUUGCAUUUGGAGCUCCAAUUGGAGGAGUGUUGUUUAGCUUGGAAGAGGUUAGUUAUUACUUUCCAAUGAAAACUUUAUGGCGAUCAUUUUUCUGUGCAAUGGUGGCUGCAGUAACUUUGAAGUACAUGAAUCCAUAUGGAACUGGAAAGCUUGUCUUAUUUUAUGUACAAUAUACCACCCCAUGGAAAGUUUUUGAAUUAGUACCUUUUGCUUUACUUGGAAUUUUUGGGGGAUUAUUUGGCGUGUGGUUUAACAAGCUAAAUAUGUGGUGGUGUAAACUACGAAAGACAACAUUGUUAGGAAAAUAUCCAACAACUGAGGUAUUGGUCGUCACGCUAAUUACGGCUUUAGUUGCUUACCCCAAUCCAUUAACACGACAAAAUACCAGCAUGCUUAUAAAGGAAUUAUUUCAACAGUGUGAACCUGACGACCUAAGUGAUUUGUGUGAUUACAAAGGAAACACAACGAUUAACGUGAAUAAUGGUGAAUAUCCUGCUGCUGAAGCUGGUCCAGGUGUCAUCAGGUCAAUAUGGAUGCUUUUCUUAGCUAUGUUGUUUAAAGCGGUGAUUACUGUCUUUACGUUUGGAGUAAAGGUGCCUGCUGGUUUGUUUAUUCCAACAAUGGCAGUGGGCGCGUGUGUUGGUCGUAUUACUGGUAUUGGGGUGGAACAACUCGUUCUCCACUAUCCUGAUUUCGCUAUAUUUGAAAUAUCAUGUCGUAAUACUGUCGGUGCUUGCGUUCAACCUGGUCUUUACGCUAUGGUCGGUGCUGCGGCUGCGUUAGGUGGAGUCACAAGAAUGACAGUAUCGUUGGUUGUGAUAAUGUUCGAGCUUACUGGGGGGCUCUUUUAUAUUGUACCAAUGAUGCUUGCAGUCGUUAUGAGUAAAUGGGUUGGUGAUGCAUUUGGCAAGGGGGGAAUUUAUGAUAGUCAUAUCGCGCUUAAUAUGUAUCCAUUUUUGGACAACAAAGAAGAGUUUGCUUAUACUUCGCUGGCUGAAGACGUCGCAAAACCAAGAAAAUUUGAACCUGCGAUCAGUUGUGUGACAAAAGAUAGUUCUACCAUCGAACAAUUAGAAAUUUUGUUGGAAGAGACCAAUUUCAAAGGUUUUCCAGUGGUUGAUGACAUGGAAUGUAUGCGACUAUAUGGUUACGUGAGAAGGAAAGAGCUGGUGUUAGCUUUAGAAAAUGCUCGUGCAAAAAACCCUGGUGUGGUGUCACUCUCCAUAGGAUAUUUCACCAAGCACGCUCCACGCAUCGAAAUAUCGCAUCCUCCACCUGUCAACCUUAGACACACUUUGGAUGAGAGUCCUCUUCAAGUCUCCUAUACAACACCAAUGGAAGUUGUGGUGGAAAUGUUUCGUAAACUGGGUUUAAGACAAGUUUUGGUAACGAGGGACGGAGGUGUAACUGGUAUUAUAACAAAAAAAGACGUCAUCAAACAUGUUCAAGUAAUGGAUAGAAAAAAACCAAAUGUUGUCAGAUAUGGUACAUUGUAGUACAAUUGCACAAGAGGAGUUGUAAUUAUGCAAUCAAAGACCCUGAUGUGUUAUUAUUGUCACUAGGCUGGCCAUGUUCAUUUUAUGUUCCUACUUUACUUGUAUAUGAACACAACACUAUAUUGUACCUCUUUCUCAAUGUCUUGACAUUCUACCACAUAGGGUUACAUGUUUUUAAUGUUAACAUUACCUAUCUUCAUUUUAAUAUUCUUAUUUGCGGUAGCAUUAUAAUGUCUACUGUGCAGGUCUUACAAUUCCAUAGUAUUUUUAGAGAAUUAAAGCCUUUCACUAAUAUAUAAAAUGAGAGAGACUAAUAGAUUAAAGUGCUGUUUAAAAUGAGCUAUUUACUGUAAAAUAAAAUAUUUAAUGCCAAGUUAACACUGUGUAUUGUAACACUUUUAUUUAAUUUCUACAUUGUAGAAUACAAAUUUUGUAAAAACAUCUGCAAACAUAAUUAGUGAACUAAAUACUACUUGGCUUGUAAACCUAAUAGUUCAAUAAUAUAGCUAAAAUAAUUUGAAAUCUUCAAGCUGGACAUAUAAAUCAUCUUGAACAGGCUGACAGAAAACUUCAGAUUUACAACUAAGCACUCUGCAUUUGA
This is a messenger RNA of Dendronephthya gigantea, 3323 nucleotides long. Its product is annotated as H(+)/Cl(-) exchange transporter 4-like. Gene Ontology annotation, biological process: transmembrane transport; chloride transport. Gene Ontology annotation, molecular function: voltage-gated chloride channel activity. NCBI's taxonomy places the organism in Eukaryota, Metazoa, Cnidaria, Anthozoa, Malacalcyonacea, Nephtheidae. The record is from RefSeq and is a predicted model, not a curated record. The coding region runs from base 311 to 2722 and encodes 803 amino acids. Gene Ontology annotation, cellular component: membrane; Golgi apparatus; early endosome. The transcript has 16 exons.